CAUUUACCAUGAGGAGGUUAAACAUAAAACAAUGUCUGAUUUUCAGUAUAAUCAGUAUUCUGUUUCUAAACUUGCUAGUAUUCAACAUUUUGCUUUACUAUGGAUAUUCAAGAAUGAGCACAUCAUUAACUGGUAAUUCUUGGUUGGAAAACAUUCUCAGCAGUCCACAAAUUCAGAAAUUGAUUCAAAAUGGAAAAGCAGGAGGCUUUGUCAAUCUCCAGCAAAAUUCUUUAGGAAGAAUAUUCAUCAUGACAAGCAACAAAAUAACUAAUACAAAACUGGAUAACCUGACAACUCAAGCUGGAAAAUCUGCACCUGAAAUUCAUGAAUCAAUAUCAUAUUUAGGAAUAGAUGUAUCAGACUCGGGGGAAGCUUUAUAUGUUUAUAAAAGGAUUUUAUCUCGACAUUUAUUUCCUUACAAGAAACUCAUAGUGGACAUAGGAGCAAAUGAUGGCCUCAUGUCCAGCAAUUCUUUCAAUUUUAUCCAAUGGGGUUGGGAUGCUAUGUUAGUGGAGCCUGUUCAACAGCAGAUAGAGAUGGCAAAGCAAAAUGCAAAAAGAUUCAGAGACCCGUAUCGCGAUAACAAACAGAACGUUCAGUACAUCCAAGCUGUUAUUGGAACAAUAGAUGGCAGCAUUGACUUUGCACUGACUAAUGAUGUAGUUUCCAUGGAGAACCACAUAAUCAAAACAAAUAGACCAAUGGCUGGAAAUGUAAAAGGAGUAACAAAAGUUAAAUCCAUGAGGGUUGAGACAUUUGUGAAAACAUACAAUAUUCCUAGAAUGUUUGGAAUUCUAUCCAUUGAUGCAGAGGGCAUAGGAGAUGAGGUGCUUCACCAGUUUAUGGAAUACAAUAUGAGACCAGCUUAUAUAAUAUAUGAAUCACUGCACAAUAGAGAAAACAUUUAUGACACUGAGCGCUAUAUGAAGUCGUUUGGCUAUGUCAGCAUGUCUAAACUAGGCUGGAACCAUAUAUUUGAGCAUAGACCUUAGAGUUAUACUCAGGGCUCAAAACUCAAAUUGCAGUUAUUUGCUACCAUCUUUAGAAUUAAUAAAAUAAAUUAAUACCUGUGAUUCCGACCUCUACAAAAUUCUGCAUAAUAUUCAUUUAUGUAACCCUAAAAUUAUCUAGACGAUGGAACUUUUUAUACCUGUCUGAUUCUAGCAUAACUACUUAAUGGAAUCAAGAACUAUCUGAAAUGGCCACUAGGCAAAAACUGUUAAUUUCAAUAUACUGUACAGGGCCUGACACUAUGCAUAAAAUUCUUUCACACAUUGGAAAAUAUUAUAUAUAAUAUCAAUUAAAAGAUACAAAAUGACUGAAAAGAAUAUUUUUUCAAAGAAACCUUUUGCAAGGGUCAAGUUGUCACCUAGACGGCCAUGAUUCAAUGUUUA
This is a messenger RNA of Owenia fusiformis, 1394 nucleotides long. The record is from the annotation of a GenBank genome assembly. Lineage: Eukaryota; Metazoa; Annelida; Polychaeta; Sabellida; Oweniidae.